Danio rerio (zebrafish) is the source of this 1055-nucleotide messenger RNA. RefSeq names its product phenazine biosynthesis-like protein domain containing 2 (gene pbld2). NCBI's taxonomy places the organism in Eukaryota, Metazoa, Chordata, Actinopteri, Cypriniformes, Danionidae. The record is from RefSeq and is marked validated. Gene Ontology annotation, molecular function: catalytic activity.
ACACUCCAGCUAUGACGUCCUAAAUAUCCUGCCGAAGUCAACUUCCACUCCAGCGUGAACAAUUGCAACCAAUGGAGAUUCCAAUCUUUACGGUUGAUGCAUUUACAAAAGUACCUUUCAAGGGUAAUCCUGCAGCAGUUUGUCUUUUAGAAAAUGAGCUGCAAGAUGAUAUUAAACAGAGCAUUGCUGCAGAGAUGAAUUUAUCAGAGACGGCUUUUAUCACAAAACACAUUUCAGUUGACUUUUCCUCAGGUUCAAGGUUUGGAUUACGCUGGUUUACCCCAAAAAGUGAGAUUGCGCUAUGUGGACAUGCAACACUGGCCUCAUCAGCAGUGCUCUUUUACCUUAAAAAAAACAUCAACCCUGUUUUGGUGUUUGAGACUAUGAGUGGGGAGCUUUAUGUGCGUCAGCAUGAAGACUCAAUAAUAAUGGACUUCCCUUUAAACAAACCACAGCCGCAGGACCCACAUGAAAACAUGGAUAUUUUGAAGGCUGCUGUUGGAGAUUUACCCAUUGAGGACGUGUGUUACAGUCCAGCCAUGAGGAUACUGAUGGUUCGUCUGGCUGACACAUGUGACAGGUCUGAACUUAUAACUUUGAGUCCCAUAGCAGAAGCUUUACUUAAAAGCGAUUCCACUGGAAAAACAAAAGGUGUCCUUGUAACAAUAAAAGGAACUUCAAAUGCACAGCCUGGAUAUGACUUCUACUCCCGUUUAUUUGCUCCAUGGUUUGGAAUCUUUGAGGAUCCAGUUUGUGGGUCUGCACAUACACUUCUUGCUGCCUACUGGUCUGAAAAGCUGAAUAAAAAGAAAUUGUUGGCUUACCAGUGCUCCAGUCGUGGAGGGGAACUGGAGCUGGAAGUGAGAGAUGAUGGUCGAGUAAACAUCAUUAUUCUUCAGGGAACUCUUAAAGUCUAGUCAAGUCAUGCAAAUCUACUCAUUGAAUCUGUUUAUUGUUGUAAGGAUGGCUAAAUCUCUUCAUAAUAUCAGUGCUGUUAUGUAAUUCCAUACAGUAAGACCACAAAUAUUGUAAUACAAAAAAAAAAAAAAAACAUU